Molecule: messenger RNA, 3066 nt
Organism: Ctenopharyngodon idella (grass carp)
Lineage: Eukaryota; Metazoa; Chordata; Actinopteri; Cypriniformes; Xenocyprididae
Gene: casq1b
Product: calsequestrin 1b
Exons: 12
Coding region: 242-1525 (427 amino acids)
Biological process (GO): regulation of skeletal muscle contraction by regulation of release of sequestered calcium ion
Cellular component (GO): sarcoplasmic reticulum lumen
Molecular function (GO): calcium ion binding
Source: RefSeq, a predicted model, not a curated record
UAUGAUACCAUGGGAUCUCACUCUGAACACGGGUAUGUUCAGAGUGACAUCCCCACCCUCCCCAACAGCUAGUCAACUUGUGCAUGUGUCUUUUUAAAAGGGUAUAAGGAGUGAGACCUGCUCUUCUCUGGGUGGCGAGCACAUGGAUUGGACCUUGUUCCUAAUAGUCUGUCUUUAGUUAGGAACAAAGUAAAAACAAGCAACUCAUUUUUAACCAUUUCAAGUGAGACAUAACAGUGACAUGAAGCGGAGUUGGGUGCUUUUAGUGGUUCUGCUAUGUUUUGCUUAUCUGUGUUGGAGUGAAAAGGGCCUGGAGUUCCCUGAAUAUGAUGGGAAGGACCGUGUUCAUCAACUGACCAGCAAGAACUACAAGUCUGUAAUGAAGAAAUAUGAUGUCAUGGUGAUCUACUACCACAAACCUGUUGGUGAGGACCGCAUGUCCAGAAAGCAAUUUGAAGUGGAGGAACUUGCUUUGGAGUUGUUAACAAGCCCUGCUGCCUUGACCUACCAGCUUGCUGCCCAGGUGCUUGAUGAUUUUGAGGAUGAGGACGUUGGAUUCGGCCUGGUGGAUUCAAAGAAAGACAGAGCGGUUGCUAAGAAGCUGGGCCUGCUGGAGGUGGACAGCAUCUAUAUCUUUGCCGAUGAUGAGAUCAUUGAGUACGAUGGCGAGUUGGCAGCUGACACGCUGCUGGAAUUCCUCUAUGAUGUGAUUGAGGAACCAGUGGAGAUCAUCAGUAAUGACAGAGAGCUCAAGGGCUUUCAUAACAUCGAGGAGGACAUUAAACUCAUGGGCUACUUCAAGAGUGAGAAAUCUUCACACUUCAUUGAGUAUGAUGACGCAGCUGAGGAAUUUCAUCCCUUCAUCAAGUUCUUUGCCACCUUUGAGCCAAAAAUCGCUAAGAAAUUAAACCUGCAGAUGAACGAAGUGGAUUUCUAUGAACCCUUCAUGAGCAAACCUGUCACCAUCCCUGGCAAACCCUACAUGGAGGAGGACAUCAUUAGCUACAUUGAGGAACACGACAGACCAACUCUAAGAAAAUUGGAGCCCCACAGCAUGUAUGAGAUCUGGGAAGAUGAUAUUAAUGGACAGCACAUUGUUGCUUUUGCUGAGGAGUCUGACCCUGACGGUUAUGAGUUCCUGGAGAUCCUGAAGGAAGUGGCUCAAGAAAACACAGAGAACCCAGAUUUAAGCAUCAUCUGGAUUGAUCCUGACGACUUUCCACUGAUGGUGCCAUACUGGGAGAAGACCUUUGGCAUUGACCUCUCCUCCCCUCAGAUUGGUGUGGUGGACGUUGAGGAUGCUGAUAGUGUGUGGAUGGAGAUGGAUGAUGAUGAGGACAUGCCCACCGCUGACGAGCUUGACACCUGGAUCGAAGAUGUGAUGACUGGCAAAAUCAACCCUAAUGAUGAAAAUGACUAUGACGAUGACGAUGAGGAUGAGGAUGACGAUGAUGGUGAAGAUGAGGAAGAGGAUGACGAUGACGAUGAUGAGGAUGAUGACGACAAUGAUGAUGAGGAUGAAUAAAUUCUUACCUUCAUCUCAGGCAUCACUUCGCUGUCAUACGUGUGUGUUUGUGACAUUAAGAACUCAUCAGUCUCCAAAUAUUCAACCAUUGCAAACUGAGCUGUUCUGUCAUGCGGUCUGGAGGACUUGAGAAACAUUUUGUCUUGUCUUGUCGUUGAACUACUCUGCACCAAUAUAAUCAUUCUUCAGAAAAAUAAACAUCAUAUUCAAGGAUCACUGCAUCUGUUUUACUCCCCAUGUAACAUCUAAUAAGAAUGCAUGUGUGCUAAAGAAGCAGGUGUUUGUUAAACAGUGGAAAAGCCUUGUAAUUAUUUUGAUCUCUUUUUUUUAUUGACUUUUAAGAGAAGUCUUAACCUUCCAUCAUCUGGAAUGCCGCAAAUAAAAUUAAAGGGGGAAAAAAAAAUGUUUCCCUUGUUUUUGUCCAAUGUAAAUGCAAUGAGAAGAUAAAGAAAGAAAUUGUCAUUGAUUAAGAAUCUUUGUGCGUGUGUGUGUGUGUGUGUAUUUACUCAAGAUUGCAUGUGCAGUUUCACUUCAUUUGUAGAGUGGAAUCAUCAGUUUCUCACAACAGAAAGCAAAUACAGAAACACUGCAUUAUUUAACUGCUAAGUUCCAAUAUAUACAACUGAAUCUAACACAUUAAGAACAUAACAUUUUAAAAUGUAUAUAUAUUGUUUCCAAGCCUAUACAGUACAUAUUAUUGUACUUUAUAAACUUUGUUAAUCUUAUAUAUUUUCAUAUGUAAAAUUAGCAUGCAUGUUAAAAUCUAUAAUAAUUAAAAUAAUUUAAAUGACUAAAUAAUUAAUUGGGCAAAAUAUUGGGCAAAUAUAUAUAUAUAUAUAUAUAUAUAUAUGUUUGGGUUUAUUACCCAACGUAUGUUCUUCCUGCACAUUUACACAUAUUUUUUAUGCACAUUGAUAGAAUUACAAUAUACUGUAGAAUUAAACAGAAACAUUUCCCAGGCUCAUUCAAUGUAUGUUUUCCUUUGAUAUCUACAUAUGAAAGAAACACAUGUAUGUUAAACAUAUUUAACACACACACACAUAAAACCAUAAAUGAAAUCUGUACUUUUAUGUAUUCAUUUACCAUAGACCUAUUAAAAUCUCCUGUGUAAGUUGUGUAUGCAUAUGUACAUACUGCAUAUUGUAUACAUAUAUUUGUUCAUGUAUACGUAUAUAUCCCCACAAUAUGAUGCCACAUCCUUCACCAGGACACAUUCACCUCACAUGAUGAACAUCAGUAUAAGUUGCUGUUUGUUUUAAUUUACCUAAAGCAAACACACAUGACAUAAUGAUAAUUAUUUAUAUCGAAACAUGUUCCCAAAUCCUGUUCAAACAUACAGUGCGUAUAUAUAAAGUAAUUACCUUCAUUUAAGAUGUAUGCAUUGAUAUUGAUUUCUGUGUGCUUAGUCAAAUUAUCCAUCAAAUGUAACUUUGUUUCGUAGUCAACAAAAUGAAGGACCCUGUAUUGUGCAGCGAACAUUGAGACUCUGCAGACCUAUUUAUUCAUUUUAACAAAUAAAAUGGUCAGGAAAAAAAAAAAAA